Molecule: messenger RNA, 3315 nt
Organism: Symbiodinium necroappetens
Lineage: Eukaryota; Dinophyceae; Suessiales; Symbiodiniaceae
Source: the annotation of a GenBank genome assembly
AUGCGGAUCGACCCGAAACAGGUGGAAGCGGCGAUCGCCGAGGUCGCGGCCGAGGUGGUGCUGCCGCGCUUUCGCGCGCUGGCGGCCCACGAGGUGCGCGACAAGGGCGUCAACGACUUCGUCACCGUCGCCGACGAGGAGGCCGAGGCGGCGCUGGCCGCGCGGCUGCCCGACCUGCUGCCCGGCUCCUGGGUGCUCGGCGAGGAGAUGGUGGCGCGCGGCGAGGUGCCGCUGCGGGCCCUGGCCGAGACGCCGGACCCGGUCUGGGUGGUCGAUCCGGUCGACGGCACCUACAACUUCGCCCACGGCGUGGCGCGCUUCGCGGUGAUCGUGGCGCUCUGCCGCGGCCGCGAGACCCUGGCCGGCUGGAUUCACGACCCGGUGCGCGGCGAGACGGCGCUGGCCGAGCUGGGCGGCGGCGCGGAGCUGCGCGGCGCCCCCCUGCGCAUUGCGGCCCCGUCGGAGCUGGCGGCGCUCAAAGGCACCCUGCACGCCGGAUUCCGCGGCAACCCGGAGCUGCGCGCGCGGGUCGAGCGGGCGCGCGGCCGGGUGCGCCAGAUCCGCAGCCUGCGCUGCGCCGGCCUGGAGUACGUCCGCCUGGUCACCGGCGAGGCCGACUUCAGCCUGUUCAGCAGCACCAAGCCCUGGGACCAUCUGGCCGGGGUGCUGCUGCACCGCGAGGCCGGCGGCCAGUCGCGGCUGCUGGACGACCGGGCCUAUCGGCCGCAGGACGGCCGCAGCCUGGGCCUGCUGUCGGCGCCGGACCGCGAGUCCUGGCUGGCGCUGCGGGCGACGCUGUUCGGCGCGGCCUGCGAGGUCCUGGAUGAACUGCCAGGCGACGCGGCCGGAGCGCGCGCCGCGGGUGACCGCCCACUCCUUGGCCUCGGCCUGCAGCCGCGCCUGGUCGACCUCCAGGCCGAAGUGGGCGACGUAGCCCUCGACCAUCGCCAGGAAGGUCUGCUGGUCGCAGUUGUGGAAGCCGAGCCACAGGCCGAAGCGGUCGGACAGACUGACCUUUUCCUCCACCGCCUCGCUCGGGUUGAUCGCCGUCGAGCGCUCGUUGUCGAUCAUGUCCCGCGCCAUCAGAUGACGGCGGUUGGAGGUGGCGUAGAACAGCACGUUGGUCGGGCGUCCCUCGAUGCCGCCUUCCAGCACCGCCUUCAGCGACUUGUAGCUGGCGUCCUCCUGGUCGAAGGAGAGGUCGUCGCAGAACAACAGGAAGCGGCGCGGCGCCCGCGCGCGCAGGAGCUGCAGCAGCCGCGGCAGGCUGGGGAUGUCCUCGCGGUGGAUCUCGACCAGCGCCAGGCUCGGGUCGCUGCGCAGAGUCUCGUUGACCUGGGCGUGGGCGGCCUUGACCAGGGAGGACUUGCCCAUGCCGCGCGCGCCCCACAGCAGGGCGUUGUUGGCCGGCAGGCCGCGUGCGAAACGCGCGGUGUUGUCGAGCAAGAGGCCGGCCUGGCGGUCGAUGCCGACCAGCAGGGGAAAGGCGACGCGGUUGAUCCUGGGGUCAAUCUGGCCGGGCCCGGCGCCAAGGGCGCGGAUUUUGGCCCGCGACACCGGCAGGCGAGCCAGGCUCGUGCGCAGGCCCCUUCGCAGCACGAACGAGACGAGGACUUGAUGCUGAUUUCUCCCGCAUACGCCCAGGGCGCCGGCGGCGGCGGCGACGCGCUGCUGACCUUCCUGCCGCUGAUCCUGAUCUUCGUCGUCUUCUACUUCCUUCUGAUCCGGCCGCAGCAGAAGCGUCAGAAGGAGCACAAGGCGAUGGUCGAGGCGCUGCGCCGCGGCGACCGCGUGCUCACCGCCGGCGGCAUCUACGGCACGGUCUCGCGCGUCGUCUCCGACAGCGAGAUCGAGGUGGAGAUUUCCGACGGCGUGAAGGUGCGCAUGCUGCGCGGCACGGUGCAGGAGGUCGUCGCGAAGAACGAGCCGGUCGACCGCGGCGGCAAGGCCAAGGGCAAGAAGAAGGCCGCGCCGGAGGCCGAGGAGGCCGCCGCCGAGGAGAGUGAGGCCGGCAGCGGCGACUCGGGCGGCGAGGCCGGCGAGACGUCGGACGCGUCUGCGAUUCCCAUGGUCCAGUUCUCCCGCUGGCAGCUCUUGGCGGUCCUCGCCGUGGUGCUGCUCGGCCUCGCCUUCGCGGUGUCCGAGAGCCUGCCGUCCUGGCUGCCGAACCAGCAGGUCAACCUGGGACUCGACCUGCAGGGCGGCUCCUCGCUGCUGCUCGAGGUCGACAUGGAGGCCGUCUUCGAGGAGGAGCUCGGCAACCUGGUCGACACGGUGCGCAGCGAGCUGCGGCGGGAGCGGAUCGGCUACACCGGCCUGCGCAGCGAGGGCGACAGCGUCUACUUCACCCUGCGUGACCCCGCCCAGGCCGAGGCCGCGCGCGAGGCCCUGUCCAAUUUCGUCGGCGACGCGCUGUUGACCGUCGACGGCGAUAGCGGCGCGGGCGAGAUCCGCCUGAUCGACCAGGUCAAGCAGGAGCGGCAGUCGAGCGUGCUGCAGCAGUCGAUCGAGAUCGUGCGGCGGCGCAUCGACGAGCUGGGCACCCGCGAGCCCUCGAUCCAACGCCAGGGCGACGAGCGCAUCCUGGUGCAGGUGCCCGGCGUGGAGAAUCCGGAGCGGCUGAUCGACCUGCUGGGCCAGACCGCGCAGCUCAGCUUCCGCAUGGUCAACGAGGAGGUGCGCCCCGGCGUCGAUCCCGUGCCGCCGGGCUCCGAGCUGCUGCCCAUGGAAGAGGGGCAGAGCGGCGCGAGCCAGUCCGAGCCGGCGCAGCCGGGGCGGCAGAUCGUGGUGCGCAAGCGCAUCCUGGUCUCCGGCGAGAACCUGACCGACGCCCAACCGACCUUUCAGGACGGCCAGCCGGUGGUCAGCUUCCGCUUCGACUCCACCGGCGCCCAGCGCUUCGGUCAGGUGACCCAGGAGAACGUCGGCCGGCCCUUCGCCAUCGUGCUCGACGACAAGGUGAUCUCGGCGCCGGUGAUCCGCGAGCCGAUCCUCGGCGGCAGCGGCGUGAUCAGCGGCAACUUCAGCGUUCAGGAGGCGCAGGACCUGGCGCUGCUGCUGCGCGCCGGCGCCCUGCCGGCGCCGCUGACGGUGAUCGAACAGCGCUCGGUCGGGCCCGGCCUGGGCGCCGACUCGAUCCGCGCCGGCGAGCUGGCUGCGGUGCUGGGCAUGAUCCUGGUGAUGGUCUUCAUGGGCGCGUCCUACGGCCUGUUCGGGCUGUUCGCGAACCUCGCCCUGCUGGUCAACCUGGUCCUGAUCCUGGCCGCGCUCUCCGGGCUGCAGGCGACGCUGACCCUGCCGGGCAUCGCCGGCAUC